This is a messenger RNA of Ascochyta rabiei, 783 nucleotides long. RefSeq lists its product as uncharacterized. NCBI's taxonomy places the organism in Eukaryota, Fungi, Ascomycota, Dothideomycetes, Pleosporales, Didymellaceae. The transcript has 2 exons. The record is from RefSeq and is a predicted model, not a curated record. The coding region runs from base 1 to 783 and encodes 260 amino acids.
AUGCCUUCUCUUACUGCGGAAUCCCAGAUCAUCCUUAUCACAGGUUCCAAUAGCGGCAUUGGUUUUGACACUGCUACACUGCUUGCCUCUGUCUCUGUCGGCAACCACGUCAUUGUUGGAUCUCGUAGUACCACAAAGGGCGAAGCAGCACUCAAGCAUAUCAAAGACAGAAGUCCUAAAGGCUCGGUCAGUCUUGUCCAAAUCGACGCAGACAGCGACGCGUCCAUCACCACCGCAGUACAUCGCAUCGAGCAAGAAUUUGGUCGUCUCGACGUUCUUAUCAACAAUGCCGGAAUCUGCAAAGAGACUUAUGACGGCCAAUGGCCCUCUCGUAAUGACCUACGCGCAGAGUUUGAGACCAAUGUUUUUGGUCCCACCAUCCUGAGUGCAGCACUCCUUCCUCUCCUAAGACAGUCCAAGUCUCCCAAGAUCAUCAAUAUCUCGUCCGGUCUCGGCAGCAUCACUCGUUGCUCUGCUGAGCCAGACAGGAGUUCAGCAGGCACCAUCGUCCGAGUGCCUGGCUACCGUAUGAGCAAGUCCGCGCUGAACAUGCUCACUGCGUAUCAGUACCAGCAGCUCAGGGGCGAGGGCUUCAAAAUCUGGAGCUAUUGCCCUGGAUUCGUCAUCACAGAUAUUGGCAGUGAUAGAGAGGCACGAAAGAGUAUGCAAGGGUGCGAGAGCUCAGAGACGAGCGCGCAAGGAAUUCUGGAAAUCCUGGAGGGCCAAAGGGACGAAGAAGUUGGCCAGUUUCUACAAAGAUAUGGGAAGCAAUAUGAUUGGUAG